CCUCGAGCAUUACUCCUAUGAUGGUCAGAGGGAUUUGAGUUAGUAAGGGGUAAAAUUAUUGAAAUGGUGAGGGCUAAAGAACUCUGUGAAAUUAUUCCUGGCUGCUAUUACGGAGUAAAGGGAAAUCAAAGACUGACUAAGCCAACCAUCAAAAGCAGCGACCCAAAACACCAAACACAAACCCAAAGAACCAAGAAACCAAAAACUAUUCGGUCGCAAGGCUUGUGUCUGUGCUCGUGAUAUGAGUCGGAAAGAGGGUUUCGUUGUCUUUGUCAUCUCCUUCGGCGUCGGGUAACCCUCCCUUGACAAUCCCGAGGCAACCAAAGGAGAGAUUCGAGGGUUGAGGUCCGACAGCGGCGCUCAGGCAAAGUCGGGCAAUCUCUACUGUACAACUGCCGCGAACGACCACGGAACCGAGUCGGGACUUUGCCAUGGUCACGUCGGAACCAACCCUUUCAAAGGGUGGAUCAGAUGUGAUGCCCCCCCUGGCACUUGUUGGAUCCGGACCCUCGAGUCGGCUUCAUACGACGACUUGGGACCCUCCAGGAACACCAACAAAAGAACAGGGAGACUCGUUGACGACGGACGAGACGCCAUGGGCCCCGAAUUUUCGGCACCCAUCGGGAGAAACAUCCACAAGGACAGUAACAACGACUCGAGUAUCGAUGUCACGACUUAUGGGUUUGGAUGGAUGGAAUCCGUUACGAAGGAGUCGAGGCCGCAGCGCAGUGUUUGGGUGCUGCGCGCACACUCGAGACAAGUCGCAGCACCAGUCACAUGAUCAAGAUCCUGACAGCCUCGACACCAGAAUUACACACGUGAUCUUGGAGUCGUUUUGCAGAGUUAACUCGGAACACUUGCCCUGACCCUGUGAACAGGAAUUAUUGGGUGACUAAGCCAUCAAGCUGCCAAGUACCUCCGUACGAAGUCAUCAUUUGUAUGCCAAGAUCCUGAUCAUGUGACCAGUGCUGACUGCUCGCCGCACUGGCCUCGACACCAUCCAUAGACCCUCCUUCGUUCUGAAAUUCUUUGGUCGUGUUUCAAACGCACAGUCAUGACAUUACAUUCAAAACACCUUUUGGGAACGAGUUACAAGUACAAAAGUAUAAAUACAUUCCAAAGAUAUGACCUUUCGGAAGAACUUGUACAUACGGACUCGGACACAUGGAAAUCGUAGACCUCACCGGACACUUUGUUGCUGUACGUGUCCAUCGACCCCUCGUUGGAUGCCGACGAUGAUCACGACUGCCACUCCAACACCUCUUCGAUGCACCUGUGCAGGGCCAUGGUUGACCCUUUCUCGAGCCAACUCGGCGGCGUCGGAGAAAAGAAUGGCGACGUCGACAUUCUCUCGAGCAACACCAACGCCGCCAGGCACCUGUCCACGGAUUCCGUGACGCUGUCGGACAACGGCAUGAACCUCACCGUGCUGGCCAGCAGUCCGGAGAUGAGCCCGAGCCACGUCGAGACCGCGACCUGGUGGGCGCUCGACGUGCGCGACAUGAUCCUCACGAUCGACUGCGAGGUGAACAAGAGGUCCUCCAGCGGGCUCCUGGAGAACCUGAAGCCCCUUUUUUCAAACCUCGACACCAACAGUCUCUCGAGGGAUUCCGUCGUCAACGAUGUCCAAGGUGGUGGGCGUUCGCCUCUUUCCUCCUCCUCCUCCUCCCCGUCUUCGUCUUCCUCCUCCUCUUGGUCUCCCUUUUCAUCUUCAUCUCCCUCCCUAUCUUCGUCUUUCUCCUCAUCUUCGUCUUCCUCCUCCUCCUCCUCCUCCUUAUCUCCCUCCUCAUCUUCCUCCUCGUCUUCGUCUCCCUCAUCGUCCUCAUCUUCAUUCUCCUCCUCUUCCUCUCCUCUCUCUUCCUCCUCUCCCUCUCCCUCUUCCUCGUCAUUCUCACGUAGUGAACUCUCGUAAUCCUCCUCCUCCUCAUCCUCCGACACGUCCCAACCCCCGGAUGGGGCCCAAUUUUCCUCCCCGGGGAUGUGCUCCUCCGGAAACGCGAUGGGGUCGAACCUCACCGUCAUUCUGUUCGCGUUCGCCGUCAUCGCAAACGGUAUGCCCGGGGGGGCCAAAAAACACGGCAGCAAGGGCGUCGUCCAAUGGUGCGGGUAAUCCCGACAGAAUCUCAGACAAGGUGUAGAAGCCACCUCGUUGGCCAAGGCUCGGAGUUGAAUUUGCCGCUCGGGAUCGGCCUGUCCCCUGCUGGCAUUUCUGGUGAAGAGCAGUACACCGCUCGGGGCUAAAAAAGGGACACGGUCAGUAAACCAGGUUCCUGUGAUGUCGCGGGGUUGUCUUGUCAAACCGAGUGAGAGAGGGGGAAAAGAGGGAUAAGAUGUGGAAAGGGUAGGUCCUCGUACAUAGUAAGUCUUCGUGAAAGCCCGCGUAGCCCUCCCAACCCGGUACGCGGAGCAUGUCGUCGGUGAACUGUGACUGCCUCCUGAUCCCGAGGUUGGUGAGGACGGCGACGUCGGCGAUCGUCACGUCGAAGAUGUCCGGGUAUGCCCGUCGGUCACUCCAUUCCGGACCGUUGAUGUCGACGACAUUGUAGAAGACGUAUCGACAGGGCAUCUUGAUUGUUGUCGUUUUGUGGGGGAAGUGGGUGUGAAUGAAGAGUGGUGAAGAAGGGGAAGAUGUUGGGGAGAAGAAGGUGUUGAGAUGAUGGUGGGAAGAGGGACUCUUUUUAUGUUUGUUGAGGCGAGUGAGUUGAUCUGGUACUCCCCACACAGAGGUUGGGUUUCUGAGAGUAUAUGCUCCGCGUUGGUCGGUCAAAACAAAGUGUCAAAACAAGGAGGGUCAUGAAGGAUCGAGAAAACAGAGGGUGGCUUGCUGUACGUUUCACAUUCGCACAGUAGUCGAAAUGUCAAAGUCCCUGCAUGCCCCAAAGCCCUCACAGCUCAUCUCAUCGAGGCAUGUUGGUCUCAACUUCGGAUCCUUCUCUCGGACAGGGGUGCCGACGUGACAAGGGUCAAGGUAGAUCCAGAGAUCCAGAGUUGUUGUGGUGGAACCAUCCCGUCGACGACGACGCGCCAGGCAGGAGGGUGGCGUUCGGACGCUUCGUCGGAACUUUACAGGGCAGACGUUAGCGGUAUUGCUGCCCCAGAAGUGACAGUAAUAGGCCGUAUUGUAAUGACAUCUACAGAAGGGGGGUUUUCUUACGGGCCAGAACUUGUUACAUUGCUUACCCGGGAGUUAGACCUGUUGACGCCCCCGAAACGAAGGCAACAAGCUCCGCUGUAAGGCAUAUUCUUACAGGUUAGACUUUGUUACAUUUGGGUCUGCUGAUGGAGAGUGCCUUCAAAACCACCAACCAGCCAUCACGUGUACCGAGUUGUCAAGACUCUGAUCAUGUGACUAGUGUUUAGCUCUCAUCAGCAGUCAGUAGGCGUCUCAGGUGGCCACCAAGUCACAACUAUUGCAGCCAAAGUACUUCCCUCUGCCAUCAAUAGCAAGUGUAGUAGCGCUCGGCGCCACGUGACCUCAUGUGAUCCUCUGG
Exophiala oligosperma is the source of this 3491-nucleotide messenger RNA. RefSeq lists its product as uncharacterized. Lineage: Eukaryota; Fungi; Ascomycota; Eurotiomycetes; Chaetothyriales; Herpotrichiellaceae. The transcript has 2 exons. The coding region runs from base 1268 to 1912 and encodes 214 amino acids. The record is from RefSeq and is a predicted model, not a curated record.